Molecule: messenger RNA, 1875 nt
Organism: Elaeis guineensis (African oil palm)
Lineage: Eukaryota; Viridiplantae; Streptophyta; Magnoliopsida; Arecales; Arecaceae
Product: protein JASON
Biological process (GO): male meiosis II
Source: RefSeq, a predicted model, not a curated record
AAUCCAUAAAUCCCCCCUCCCGUCUCUUCUCUUCCUCAAUUCCCAUUCCUAAACCCUAAUCCCGCUGAGAUCGCUGGUUGGGUUCUUGAUCCCGUCUCCAAUUCGAGCAUCGUGUUUCUCCUCUCCAUUGCUUGAUCCAUGAAACGCUCCAGAUGCCCAGUGAUCAAAGAGGUUUUAGGAUUCCUAGAGGCCGCUCUCAUGGGUUGCUUCUUCGCAUGCUUUAGGAUAAAAGAUGAUGAUGAUCGGAGGAAGACUCGUUUGUCUACCAGGUCGAUCCCUGUUAAGAAUAGGGAUCUUUUGGUUUCAAAGAAUCAGCUUGAUUUUGUGCCACUGUUCGAAGAGAGAGGUUCUCCAUGUAGGCAAGCAUUGCGUCCAUGUUUACAAGAAGAUUUUGAUAAAGAUAGCAUAAGCAGGGGUCUUGAGCAUGAGGUCAAAUACCUGAAAUCAUGUGGUUCACUACUUGAAACUCCUGCUGACAUCCAGAGAGUAGCAGGGAAAAUAAUUGUUCAAACUCCUAAAGUGGAUGGUGAAAAUCCAGAUUUCCAUUCUUGGCUUCCUGCAGCAUCUUGUAAGAAACUUGAAUGGGAUGAACAAUUGAGUCCAAUUUCGGAUACUCCAACCCAAGUGGAUAAUAAUUCAAAUUUUCCAGAACACAAGUCUGGAGGCUGUAACUCUGAUGAACAUUUAACUUUGACAAAGAUUGUGCAGUGUGAGGAGAUUAAGCACGUUUCUACAGUUGAGUCAGGGGUUGAAUCAGCUAUAUUGGAUAUUUCUCCAUCUGAAGCUGACAAGGUUCCAGUUCUUGGUUCUAAAGAUUCACCUUAUCCAACUCCAUUGAAUUUAACAACUGAAAUGCAGACUCCGGGAACAGUUUAUCCAACUAACCAGGAGAAUCUCAGAGCUCGGAGGAAUGGUGGGAUUCAAACACAGUAUGUGUAUCCUGUUUUAAAGCCUGUAGAGCACUUAUCUCAUUUGGAGGAACUGAGACAAGACACUUGUCUUAUUCACUUAUCUGACCAUUCUAAGCAAGAAAAGGAAAAUUUCAGUCCAGAUUCUAGAGGGAGAACACAGCAGAUUUCAUUCACUUCGGCGUCUGAGGAUUCAAAACUGUUAGACUCACCAAGCUUCUCAUCUCCAAAUAGCAAGAUAAGCCAAGACCAAAACACAAUUUCUAGGGAGGAAUCUGUCCACUGUGAAAGUCUGAAUAGCCUGAUCCCACCUUUCCAUGGCGGAAAACGUCUGAACUCCAAUGCUUAUACUCCAAAGCUUGUUGUUUCCAGUUUAUCUCAAUGGCUGAAGCCUCCACUUCCAAAGGAUGAGAUAAGGGACAUCAACAAUAUUACAGAAGAGCAACCUUGUUCUGAAAAGAGUUCUGAUGCAGACAGGCCUAUUAUUGGAAUUGUUGCUUCACACUGGAAUCCUGAUGAGCUCUCUCAUAUCUCGCCCAAGUGGUGGGAUGGAAAUGGAAUUCCAAAUACAACAACCAAGUAUAAGGAGGAUCAAAAGGUUAGUUGGCAUGCUACGCCUUUUGAAGAAAGGUUAGAGAAGGCUUUAUCAGAUGACAAGCUUCUCCCUAAAAGGAACCUUCUCAAUGGUAGACCAAUUGAGUUCGAGCACAAUGGCGAGGAAAAGAAUAAAACAGCUUUCUAGGAAAGCUUAAUCACUCACAAAUGCUUCUUAGGGUUUAUUUUGCAUGGCAAGUUAGCCAUUGAGUAUACACCUUGCUUAAAAGCAUUGUUGUGUCGUUCUAUUGAUGAUUUGCCCCCCUGUGCAUACAUGUAACCAUUCCCUGGACUGCUGCUUAUGGAAGUGAGGUUGCUGCCUGCAAUGUACAAAAGAACCUUCUUUUUUGAAUGGUUAAAUGAAUAGUUUUCA